AUGCACAACAAUGACGUGUACAAUGCUAGUGAAAUAAGAGGAACCAAAAAACUCAUGUCGUCUCGAGAUUCCUAUGUUGAUACUGCUAUUGGUUACGUAGAAGUUAAGAGAGAAGGAAGCAAAUGUGUAUUGAAAGCAAAAGUGACCCCAGAGCACCGGAUUCGAACAAAAAUAUACACGGUUUCCAUUACUAUAAAUGAAGACAGUGAAGUUAUUGGAAACUUAAUCUGUGAUGACUGUGCUGCAUCUGCAGGCGGCUGCAAACAUGGAAUUUUUUUGCACACUGGAUCAUCAAAAGGACUGAAGAGCCAUCAGUUACAUCUGUCUCUUGCUACUGGCAGAAACCCAGAGUCAGUGAAGCCAUCACCAGUGAUAUGCCACUGCUAG
Messenger RNA from Parnassius apollo (apollo), 387 nucleotides. NCBI's taxonomy places the organism in Eukaryota, Metazoa, Arthropoda, Insecta, Lepidoptera, Papilionidae. The record is from the annotation of a GenBank genome assembly.